This is a messenger RNA of Exophiala oligosperma, 1350 nucleotides long. RefSeq lists its product as uncharacterized. Gene Ontology annotation, biological process: translation. Bases 56 to 1264 code for a protein of 402 amino acids. The transcript has 2 exons. Gene Ontology annotation, molecular function: structural constituent of ribosome; RNA binding. Gene Ontology annotation, cellular component: ribosome. Lineage: Eukaryota; Fungi; Ascomycota; Eurotiomycetes; Chaetothyriales; Herpotrichiellaceae. The record is from RefSeq and is a predicted model, not a curated record.
CAACCAUUGACAUUCACCGAUCCAUUGUCGCAGCAUCUGAGCUGCUCAAGGCACUAUGAGUGUCGCAAGAUCCUCAGAGUGCGUCUUUUGUCUAUUUUCCCGUCCUUCACGCCCUGCUUCGAUUGCUCGCCGCAGAUUCCACUCCUCCCCCGUCCAUCAGAAGCGAAAGCCACGUUUUCCCAGUGUCAAAGCUGCAGUCAAUGAGAUAGAUCUCAACAAAGCCGGCCAGGAUCUUCUGAACGCAGAAGCAAACAAAGAUUAUGCCUCACAGAAUUACUCGCCCGAGCAACUUGCCGCCAUCAAGGUAGCACAAAAACUUAUCGACCCUGAAAAGCUGUACAAGACGACAAGCAACCGAAAAGAUCCCUGGAGAGUCAAGUACUACGAUGAUCUGGCGAAGAUAGACCCCGUCGUGGAUAAGCCAGUACAACACCCCUGGACAAAUCUCGAUGACAAUUCGCGGCUGAAGACCGAUGAAGAGUUUGAGGACGACCUCGUCAAGCUCAUGCACGAAAUCCCCAGUCCUCGGAAUGAGGAUGAUUUCGAUACAGCCCUUUGGGACAAAUUCGAUAAAAAUCUUCGAUUGACUGUCGGAAAAGAGGAAGCAGAAAGGCACCCUCGGACCGCAAUGGUCCCAGAUUUGCCAAAUAUUUCGCCUCAACCUCCCAAGACCAAGCAGGUCCGGGGUGGAAGCAAAUUUGACCAGGAAUCGCCUGCUCUUGCUACGUUGAUGCACAUGACUGGGCUGGACAGAAAUGCGCUUCUCGGACUACGGGUCAAGUCAAUCGUUCAACGUACAGUCGCAAACCAGACCCGUUUGGGAAAGAUCCGAAAAACCUAUUGGCUGUCUGUGGCUGGAAAUGAGCAAGGGAUGAUUGGCAUAGGAGAAGCUAAAGGCGUAGAGGUCGGAGAUGCGUUAAUACAGAGUCAAUAUCGAGCGAUUCGAAACAUGAGACCGAUCAUUCGGUACGAAAACCGAACGACUUUUGGAGAUCUGAGUGCCAAAGUCAGUGGAACCGAGUUGGAAUUAUACGCGCGACCACCAGGAUUCGGUCUCCGCUGUCAAAAGUACAUCUGGGAAGUUUGCAAGGUCGCCGGCAUCCACGACCUUGCCGCCCGCGUCACACGAUCGAGAAACCCUAUGAACACGGUGAAGGCGACUGUGCAGGCACUGUUGGGCCAGAAACAUCCUGAAGAUAUUGCAAGAGCUCGGGGGAAGAAGCUGGUCGACGUCCGCAAGGUGUACUAUGCCGGACAACUAUAACUCUUGUACAUAUUAUUGUGGUGAAUGCGACUGAGAGAGGACUCGGGAAAAGAUUCUGUACAAGACAUUUUAUCACUUGAUCCAAG